Messenger RNA from Cornus florida, 1466 nucleotides. RefSeq names its product serine/arginine-rich splicing factor RS40-like. The record is from RefSeq and is a predicted model, not a curated record. Gene Ontology annotation, cellular component: nuclear speck. NCBI's taxonomy places the organism in Eukaryota, Viridiplantae, Streptophyta, Magnoliopsida, Cornales, Cornaceae. The coding region runs from base 145 to 1167 and encodes 340 amino acids. Gene Ontology annotation, biological process: mRNA splicing, via spliceosome. Gene Ontology annotation, molecular function: RNA binding. The transcript is spliced from 6 exons.
UACUUGGGAGUUUCUUUCGUCUCUGUCGCUUUUAGGGUUUCAAACACUCAAAGGUACGCGACGCCAAUCUCCUUGUAUCUUCUCUCAAUUUUCCGUCAACUUUCCGUCCUUUUCUAUGCAGAUCUGUUUGGUCGGUGAGAGAAUAUGAGAAACGGUAAGAUGAGGCCCAUUUUCUGUGGAAACUUUGAGUUUGAUGCACGUCAGUCUGAUCUGGAGCGGCUUUUCAGAAAAUAUGGGAAGGUUGAUAGAGUGGAUAUGAAAUCUGGGUUUGCUUUUGUUUAUAUGGAUGAUGAGAGAGAUGCCGAGGAUGCAAUUCGGGGACUUGAUCGGAUAGAAUUUGGUAGAAAGGGACGCCGACUUCGUGUCGAGUGGACUAAGCAGGAACGUGGUGUUAGAAGGCCUGGGAGUUCUUCUAGAAAAUCUUCUGGUAAUUUAAGGCCUUCAAAGACCUUGUUUGUUAUCAAUUUUGAUCCUUACCAUACAAGGACAAGGGACUUGGAAAGGCAUUUUGAUCCACAUGGGAAAAUAUUGAACAUAAGGAUUAGAAGGAAUUUCGCGUUUAUUCAGUAUGAAACCCAAGAAGAUGCUACGAAAGCAUUGGAAGCUACAAACAUGAGCAAGCUGAUGGAUCGAGUUAUUUCAGUGGAAUAUGCAAUCAAAGACGAUGAUGACAGGAGAAAUGGAUAUAGCCCAGAUAGAAGCCGUGAUAGGUCACCUGGAAGAAGGCGAUCUCCAAGUCCCUAUAGGAGGGAGAGGGGCAGUCCUGAUUAUGGCCGUGGCCGUAGUCCAAGUCCCUAUAGGAGAGACCGAGCAAGCCCUGAUUAUGGCCGUGGCCCCAGCCCGAUCAACCACAGAAGGGAGAGAACUAAUUCUGAUUAUGGCCGUGGCCCUAGCCCUAGCCCUAGCCCUCGAAGAGAGAGGCCUAGUCCUGACCAAGGCCGUCGUGGACCCAGUCCAAGAGAGAAGGUUAGUCCUGAUUAUGGUCGUGGCCCCAGCCCAAGUCCUCGGAGAGAUAGGUUCAGCCCUGAGGAGGAGGGUCUUCGUGAACCCAGCCCAAAUUAUAAGCCUGAACUGAGGGACAGCCCGAAGUAUGCAGGAGAUGAAAGCCCCAUGCAGGAGAGAUACAGGAGUCGCUCACCCAUAGAACGGGAAAGAUCUCGGUCCUGAAUCACAUUGAGCUGAAAAACUUCCAACUGCUUCAUCUUUGGUAGUGAUAUGGAGUGUUGCCUUUGCUGCUGCUAGAUUUUCCAAUGCAACUGGCCUUGGAUGAAACUAUGACAAAAAAGGUUACUGGAAGGAUUGAUGUUGGAUGCUAGUCUAUGUUAGUUUUGUUGUUAGUAUGUCUCUUAAUAUGCUCUGAAUGUAGUGGAUACUAGUUUUUGUUGUAUUUUGAACCAGGAUAGCACAGCAAAAAACUUGCGACUUUUGAUUGAGAUCUUUAAAUCAGUAUUUUCCCGUUUACUUCA